Ceratosolen solmsi marchali is the source of this 982-nucleotide messenger RNA. It is a transcript of the gene slv, whose product is annotated as sugar transporter SWEET1. Gene Ontology annotation, biological process: carbohydrate transport. Gene Ontology annotation, cellular component: membrane. NCBI's taxonomy places the organism in Eukaryota, Metazoa, Arthropoda, Insecta, Hymenoptera, Agaonidae. The record is from RefSeq and is a predicted model, not a curated record. Gene Ontology annotation, molecular function: sugar transmembrane transporter activity. The transcript has 4 exons.
ACACGAAGCAAUAUUAUUUUAAUGUUUAUUUAAUUGUAAUAUCAUGACAAUUUAAUGGCAUUUAAAUUCAGUUUCCCUUAUUUCAGUUCAAUGAUAUGGACGUAUUUAUAUUGUUAUAAUGAAUUUAAUAUUGUUUAAAGAUAUUUUGGCGAGCUCCGCAUCAAUAUGUACUAUUAUUUAAUUUUUAGCAGGAAAGUUAGUUUGCAAAAAAUUUAUCAAAAACAAAUCAACCGGAGAUACAUCUGGAUUAGCAUUUGUUACUUGUUUUAUGUCAUGCAGUUUAUGGUUCUUAUAUGGAAUGUUGAUUCAUGAUAAAUUUGUAAUGAUCGUUAAUUUUUUUGGAACGUCAUUACAAUUUUUUUAUACCUUGAUAUAUUACAUUUAUACUAUCAAAAAGAAAAUUAUAGUAAAACAGAUAUUAUUUGCAUUAGGAUUUACUAGUAUUAUGUACUUAUAUUGGUAUAUUGCAACAGAUGUUACAAUUGUUAUAAGACAAAUUGGUUUUAUUAGUUGUGCAUUAACAAUUUUAUUCUUUGCUUCUCCAUUAACAAUGCUUGCUCAUGUUAUCAAAGUAAAAAGUGCCGAAAGUUUACCAUUUCCUGUGAUUGUAGCUUCUUUUAUAACAUCAUGCCAAUGGCUCUUAUAUGGAUACAUCAUCAAUGAUUUAUUCAUUCAAACACCAAAUUUUCUUGGAUGCAUUCUAAGCGGAUUUCAACUUACGUUAUUCAUCAUGUAUCCGAAAAAAAAAUCAAAUGAAUUAUUAACAAAUAAGAAAACAGCUCUAUUGUUAUAAUAUUUUUUUAAAAAUUUAUAUAUUAAACAAAAAUAUUUUUUACUUAAAAGAGUGUUUGCAAUGUUUAUAAACGUAAAAUCUUGCAAAUUUGUGAUGCCUAGUAUUUAAGAAAAAAUGAAUAUUUUUGACAUACUGAAGAUGUAGAUUACCAAAACAAUGAAUGAAAUAAAGAAUUAUAUAUGUUUAUAC